Molecule: messenger RNA, 3777 nt
Organism: Osmerus eperlanus (European smelt)
Lineage: Eukaryota; Metazoa; Chordata; Actinopteri; Osmeriformes; Osmeridae
Gene: vps35l
Product: VPS35 endosomal protein sorting factor like
Exons: 30
Coding region: 109-3012 (967 amino acids)
Biological process (GO): endocytic recycling
Cellular component (GO): endosome
Source: RefSeq, a predicted model, not a curated record
UUCCAAGUUAAACAGGCCAACAUAUAAUAGAAAAAUCACCUUUCCCCAAAGUUGGAACCCAAUCCCGGAAGUUUACCCGACCAGGAGUCGUCAUAUGACUGAAUAAAAAUGGCUGCGGUUCAGUGGCAUUCUCGUAGCCGCAAAUAUGACGCCGAGCUACAGAGCUGUCGUCUGGAGGUCUUGCCUGUGGAGUUCGGCGACUAUCAUCCCCUCAAGCCCAUUACAGUGACAGACUCAGGGAAGUCACGUCGUGGGGGGCGUAAAGGCAGCACAUCCUCCUCUUCCUCGUCCUCCAGCUCUGUGGCCCUGGAUCCAUUGAGCUCCAUGUUGGACGGAACAGACCCCCUGUCCAUGUUUGCAGCUGCCAGUGAGACCCCCACCCUGUCACACAGCAGUUCCACUGGAGAUUUGGGGAGAAAGAGGAGGGAGAAGGAACAAGAGGAAGAUGUGGGCGUAAACUUUGAGCCCUGGUCAUCCAAACGUGGAGAGAUACUGGCCAGGUUUACCACCAAUGAGAAGCUCUCCAUUAAUCUAUUCAUGGGCUCUGACAAAGGUAAGGCUCCUAGUCCCGGCUCCUCCGCCGUCUCAGAGAAGGUGCGCACCCGUCUUGAGGAGCUGGAUGACCUGGAAGAAGGCUCCCAGAGGGAGCUUCUGAACCUGUCCCAGCAGGACUAUGUCAACCGCAUCGAAGAACUCAACCAGAACCUGAAGGAGGCUUGGUCCUCAGACCAGAAGGUCAAGGCCCUGAAGAUUGUUAUCCAGUGCUCCAAGCUGCUUUCGGACACAUCAGUCAUCCAGUUUUACCCCAGCAAGUUUGUCCUCAUUACUGACAUCCUGGACACAUUUGGGAAGCUGGUGUAUGACAGAAUCUGGUCAAUGUGCUCUGACCCUCGACCCCUGUCAGACGCUUUCACUGCUGAUGAAGUGAACGACACUGCCAAGGAGACCUGUCUCAACUGGUUCUUCAAGAUUGCCUCCAUUAGGGAACUCAUCCCUCGACUAUAUGUUGAGGCGGCCAUCUUAAAAUGUAACCGUUUCCUGACCAAAUCGGGUAUCCAAGAGACGCUUCCUCGUCUCACAGCCAUGAUCCGGGGCAUAGGAGACCCCCUUGUGGCCGUCUAUGCUAGGGCCUACCUCUGCAGGGUGGGGAUGGAAGUGGCACCUCACCUGAGGGACAGCCUGAACAAGAACUUCUUUGAUCUCCUGGAAACCUUCCGUCAGAUCCACGGGGACAGUGUUCAGAACCAGUUGGUUCUGCAGAGGGUGGAGGUCCCUGUCUACCUCACCCUCUACUCACCUGCCAUCAACUGGAUCCUCCAGUGUGUUGCCUACAAGGCACCAGAGGCUCUGCUGACUGAGAUGAUGGAGAGGUGCAAGAAGCUGGGAAACAAUGCCUUGCUUCUGAACUCGGUGAUGUGGGCGUUCAGGGCGGAGUUUGUGGCGACGAGGGCAACAGACUUCAUCGGCAUGAUCAAAGAAUGUGACGAGGCGGGUUUCCCCAAGCACCUGUUGUUUGGCUCGUUGGGUCGAAGUCUUGCCUGUGCCGACCCUUCGGAGCCUGAGAGACUGCCCAUCCUCAACGAGGCCUGGAAGGUCAUCACUAAAGUCCGCAGUCCCCAGGACUACAUAAACUGUGCCGAGAUCUGGGUGGAGUUUACCUGUCGUAACUUUACUAAACGUGAGGUCAACACAGUUCUCUCUGACAUCAUCAGACACAUGACCCCAGACCGUGCUUUCGAAGAUGCCUAUUCACAGUUGCAGUCUGUGAUCAGGAAGAUCCUCACCUACUUUACGGACUUCUCAGUACUCUUCUCCAUGGAGCGUUUCCUGCCUUUCUUAGACAUGUUCCAGAAGGACAGCGUCAGGGUGGAGGUCUGCAGGUCCAUCAUGGAGGUCUUCAUCAAACACCAGUUGGAGCCCACCAGAGACCCGGUCAUCCUCAACGCUCUGUUGCACGUCUGCAAGACCAUGCACGACUCGGUCAAUGCUCUGACUCUGGAAGAUGAGAAGAGAUCCCUGGCACUGCUGAUCAAUGGUUUCAUCCGCAUGGUGUCGUUUGGUCGGGACUUUGAGCAGCAGUUGAGUUUCUGUGUGGAGGCCAGAGCUACCUUCUGCAACCUGGAGCCUGUCCUGGUGCAGCUCAUACAUACGGUUAACCAGUUGGCCAUGGAGACCAGGCGUGUGAUGAGGGGGAACCACUCCCGCAAGACAGCUGCCUUUGUCAGGGCAUGUGCUGCCUACAGUUUUAUCACCAUUCCAUCCCUAACCAGCAUCUUUAGUCGUCUCAACCUUUACCUGCUGUCAGGACAGGUGGCGCUGGCCAACCAGUGUUUUUCCCAGGCCGACGCGUUCCUGAAAGCGGCGGUGAGCGUGCUUCCUGAUGUUCCGCGCAGCAUCAGCAUCGAGGGCAAGCAGCGCUCCUCCGAGAGCUUCCUGCUCGACUUCAUCAACAACUUCCUGUCCGCGCUCCUCGUCGUCCCGGACCACCCAGAGCAGGGGGUGUUAUAUCUGGUGCGAGGUCUGUUGAACAUGGUACAGGACUACACUUGGGAGGACAGCGGUGAUGCUAAGAUCCGUGUCUACAUCAGUGCUCUGCCCCUGCUGGCGGCUAUGAGCCAAGAGAGCUACCUCUACUCUAUCCCAAAAGUGGACUCUAAUGAGACCCUGUACGGAGGAGACCCCAAGUUUGUGGCUGAGAUCAACAAGCUGUGUGAGACUCUGAUUGGCCAGGUGCUGGACCACCUGAAGACCCUGGGGAGAGAGGAGGGUGUUCGUCGUCAGGGCAGCCUGGCCUUCUCCCUAUUCGGCUGCCUGCUGGCCCAUGGAGACCUGAGGAACAACAAGCUCAACCAGCUGGCUGUUAACCUGUGGAACCUCAGCCACAAGCAUGGCCACUGUGACACACGCACCUCCGUGCGGACUCUGGAGUUCAUCAAGCACCAGGGCCAGCAGCUAGAUAUGGCCCACAUCUCGGACAUAGUCCAGAGACUCACCCUGCAGACACGCACCUGAACGACCGGGAACCUGAGCACAGGAGGGCGGGCGGGCGGGCGGUGUUUCCCGGCAUGCCUUUCCUACAUUGGAACCUGGGUUUAUAGAGGCCCGAUGACCUUCAGCUGCAUCCAUCCCCACUGACGGUUCACAGAAACUUUUUAGCACGGCGAUUGUACCUGCUAUAUUGUCAUUGUAUUUGAAGAUAUACUAGCCUUCUAAAUAUUUGCUGAUUCAUAUCGUGCCAUUAAGUUUCUUUGUAUUUCAGUGUUAUAACAGUGUUCUUGUUCAUUUAUUUGUAUGAAUUGAUGUAUCUUCAUGCUGCACUAACAUUUUCUAAAUUAUCAAGUCUGGAUGUAAAUCAGUAAAACAAAUGAAAUGUGAUUAUUCUGGGCAGAUGUUUUAGUUGUGGUGCAUCCUCCACUGUGUCCAGCAGAGGGUCUGAAUGAGCCAACAUGGAGGCAGAAGACAUUUCAUUAGUUGUGUUUAUUUACUCAAGUAGUGAUAUUUCAAAGGCAAACAACCCCCAUUUGCAUUCACAUGAAAUUAUCAAAAACUAAAUGGUAUGAUUGAUCAACAUGCUGGCUUGGUUAGCCAGAGCCUAACCCUAAUAGCCUUUGGUCAGACUUGUAUGCCAACUCUGUUCUUAGACAUUUUGCACACCCAACAUACACACACACACAGCUCACAUACAGUAAGGACUUGUACAUUCAGGGCUCAUUAAUGAUGUCAGGCUACCUGUCUUGUCUGGUGGUAAGCUAGUGCAUUGAACCAAUGCUUGUAGUU